CAAUACGCCUGUUCGCCACCGUUCGGCCAUUUCCGCCAAUACGCCUGUUCGCCACCGUUCGGCCAUUUCCGCCAAUACGUCAGUUCGCCACCGUUCGGCCAUUUCCGCCAUCACUUCGGUUCAUCACCGAUGGGUCUUUUCCGCCGCAUUCGACUCUUCGCAUUGUUUACCACGCGUGUCGGCUUCUUCCGUCGCCGAGCUGGAUUCAGAGCUGAGCCAUCGUUGCGUUAUCGCAGGGUGCGUUACAUAACUGAAGUUGAUCGGAGUACCCUUCUUCUCAGAAGGGUUUUCCCGCAAUUCUUAUGCUGCAGAAACAGAUGUCCAUUACAUCGUGAGCGCUCAGGAAGCAUUGACAUUUGGUGCAAAAUGCAUUUCAUUGACUUUUUAGCUGGGUGGUUUGCAGGUGGACUUGCUACAGUUGUGGGAUAUCCUUUGGAUACAAUCAAGGUGAGAAUUCAGACACAACACAUGUACAGCGGAGUUUGGCACUGUAUUCGAUCAACUUAUCAGAGAGAAAAGGUUUACGGAUUUUAUAAAGGAAUGGCAUUGCCUGUUCUAUCAGUAGCUAUAUGCAGUUCAGUUUGUUUUGGCACAUAUAGAAAUUGUCUUCAUUUUUUGUGUCAGUUCCGGCAUGGUAGCUCUGCCCUGAAACCAUCUAGACUUGAUAUUUUUGUUGCAGGCUGCGCUGCAGGGACUGCUGAGGCCAUGGUGUUUGCUCCCAUUGACUUAAUCAAAAUAAGGCAGCAGAAUCAGACACAUCCUCGUCAGCCAUAUCAAGGUCCUUCAGCUUUGUUAACAAUGCCCAAAUACAGAGGCCCAAUCCACUGCCUGAUAACAAUAUUAAAAGAGGAAGGCGCCUUGGGGUUGUACAGAGGUAUUACUGCACUGUGGUUAAGAGACAUUCCAUGUUUUGGAUUAUAUUUUGUGGCCUACUCUGCUUUCAGUGAACAACUUACUCAACAAGGACAACAUAAACCAGGUUGGCUGGGGAAGAUGGUGGCUGGUGGAUGCGCAGGCACGACUUACUGGAUAUUGGCAACUCCAAUGGAUGUUGUGAAAUCUCGAAUGCAGAUGGAUGGCAUGGGGCAGCAGAAAUAUAACGGUGUACUGAAUUGUAUGACUGAAAGUUUCAGACAAGAAGGGAUAAGAGUUUUCUUCAAAGGUUUGACCUUGAACUGUGUCCGUGCGUUUCCUGUCAAUGGAAUGACUUUUGCAAUAUAUGAAACUGUGCUGGUAUUCCUCAAAAAGGUAAAUUUAAAGGAUUAGUGCAUUCCAAAAACAUCUGAAAGCAAUGUUUCUUUAUCUAUAUGUUGAACUUGCAUGAGGCUUCAUGAACUUGAGUGAAUAUUUUUAAACAUAGACAGCUGAAUGUGGACUAGCCAGUAGCUAAUAAAAUAAUAAAUCUCAGUCACAUUUUGAUUUUCCUUUUUAAAACUGCUUAAUAAAUUUCGAGACUUCCAGCAAUCUUUUUUUCACACAACUUUUAUUUGUAUAAUCUGUUCUGGAGUUAAAGGUUUCCAAGGGAAAAAUACUCAUUAUCAUUUAGCUAAUGCUCAAGACAGUGAUUUUAAGUAGUUUCCUAAAACUCUUAAUGUCAUGAUUGAAUUAUUUCUGCUUUCCUUUCCUCAUUAAUUUGUGGAUCUUUGCUGCCAUAAUGUACUGUACUCCUAAUGUCUUUGAACCAUGUGAAUAAUCAGAAAUGUUUUAAUGUUUAAAGCUAAAGAGAAACUUGUUGGUAAAGCUUAAAUUACUUGAAACUUAAACAUAUUUUUCCAACUUACUUUCUUACGUAAAUCUUGACUUUACAAAAUAUUAAUGCUCUGACUUUUGAAUGAGAAGAGUGAAUCUUUAAACUUCACUCCAGCAUUUGAGUACUUAGUCGCAUCUGUUUGGUAUUGUAGUCAGGGAUUGCUGUGUUCUCAGAGGUCCCAUGUUUUGAUUGAGAUGGUAGGGCAAAAUCCAAAUUGCUUGAUCACAUGGAUCCUACUGCACCAGUGUCUGCAGUGAGUACUACCUCCAAAAUGUGCAUCAGUUGCUCACCUAGGCAAUUCCUGCAGGAACUCCUAAAUUCAUAAUUUCUAUCUCCAAGGACACGGCAAUAGGGCCAUGGAAACACCACUGUCUGCAGGUUCCUCUCCAAGUUGCACAUCAUGGAACAUAGAACUGUGCAGCUCUGGCCCAUGAUGUCUGUGCUGACCUUGCUGCCAUUUAAACUGCACAUCUGCCUGUCCGUAGUCUAUCUCCGUCAACUCCCUGCCUGUUCAUGUGUCUGUCAAAAUGCCUCUUAAACAUUGCUAUUGUAUCUGCUUCUACCACUUCCCCCACAUUGCGUUCCUAGCAACUAUCACUCUCUGUGCAAAAAAAACCCUAAAUCUCCUUUAAACUUUCCUCCUCUCACCUUAAAGCUAAUGACCUCUAGUAUGUGAUAUUUCCACACUGGGAAAAAGAUUGACUACCUACUCUGUCUAUGCCUCUCAUAAUUCUAUAUAAUUCUACCAGGUCACCCCCUAGCCUCUGACGCUCCAGAGAAAAUAAUAUAAGCUUGUCCAACCUCUCCUUUUAACUAAUACUCUAAUCCAGGCAACAUCCUGGUGAACCUCUUGUGCACCCUUUCCAAAGUCUCCACAUCCUUCCUGUAAUGUGGGAACCAGAACUACAGACAAUGCUCUAAUUGUGGCCUAACCACAGUUUUAUACAGCUGCAAUAUGACUUCCUGACGUUUAUACAACACCCUGAUGAACGUGAGUAUGCCAUACACCACCUUUUCCACCCUUUCUACUGCUGCCACCUCACACUUGUCCAGAUUAAAUUCCACCAACCAUUUCUCUGCCCUCAUUUCCAUCUGGUCUAUAGCUUGCUGAACUCUUUCAUAAGCUUCUUCACAAUCCAUGACUCUGCUAAUUUUUGCGUCAUCUGCAAACUUACUAAUCAGCCUACUUACAUUUAGGUCCAAAUCAUAUAUAUCACAAAAAACAUAAGUUCCAACACUGAUCUUUGCAGAACACCACAAGUCACAGCUCUCCAGUCAGAAUAACAGCACUCCACUACUACCUUCAGCCUUCUAUGGCCAAGCUAAUUUUGAAUCCAAUCUACCAAAUCUCCAUGGAUUCCUUGUGCCUUAAUCUUCUAGAUCAGUCUACCCUGAGGGACGUUGCUGAAAGCUUUACUAAAGUCUAUGUAUACAACAUCCACUGCCCUGCCCUCAACAAACAUUUUCGUCACCUCCUCAGAAAACUCAUUCGGGUUUGUAAGGCAUGUCCUCUUCCUCACAAAGCUAUGCUGACUAUCCCUAAUAAGUCUAUGUCCAGAUGCAAGUAGAUCCUAUCCCUAAGAACCUUCUCCAAUACAUUGCCUACCACUGUUGACUGAUGUGCUGUUCCAGGAUUUAUACUCACCCUGAGUCUAAAUCCUGGAACUUCCAGCCAGCAGUAAUGUGGAAAUAUGUUCACCAGAAGGAUGGCAGUGAUUCAGUAAGUCGACUUUCCACAUUCUUCCCAAUUAGGGAUGGGCAACAAAUGCUGGUCUUGUCAGUGACUCCCAAAUGCUGAAAAAAUGAAUAUAUUUUUUAGCAUUUGCCUUUGAACACCUUGAAUGUACAAGAUUUUAAGAUUAAGAGAAACAAUGCACAAUAUAAACAUUCAUUUGUUUUUGUCUUGUGCCAUGAAUGAUAAGGCUACAGAAAGUGAACUACAGGGAAAAAUUAUAUUUCGGCAAUAAUUGUAUAUUUUUCUGUUCCAGAUUUUUACAUUGUAAAUUUUUAUGUUACACUGAUUGCAUAUUGGUGCUGAAUGCGUAUUGAUGGUUAUGUAAAUUGUAAUUUCAUGUAAAAAUAAGUUAUUAUUUUUUCAUGUUAUAACCUAAAUAUUACCAUUUUUAUAUUGAUUUAAGACUGUUUGGCAGUAGAUUGAGCUUCUCAAUAAGAACCAAAAAAAAGAUCCUACUCAUUUGCACUAUUACUCUUGUUCUGCACUUCAGCUCCUCUGUACAAUGAAUUAAAUUUAAAU
Molecule: messenger RNA, 4004 nt
Organism: Pristis pectinata (smalltooth sawfish)
Lineage: Eukaryota; Metazoa; Chordata; Chondrichthyes; Rhinopristiformes; Pristidae
Gene: slc25a47b
Product: solute carrier family 25 member 47b
Exons: 6
Coding region: 130-1266 (378 amino acids)
Biological process (GO): transmembrane transport
Cellular component (GO): mitochondrion
Molecular function (GO): transmembrane transporter activity
Source: RefSeq, a predicted model, not a curated record